CGCUCACUGGCUCAGACAGUCUUAAGUUCUGACCAUCGCCAUGCCCCGCAGAGUGCUCAUCGGGUUUGGCGUCAACGUGGACGCGGUGGCAGGGUGGCUCGGGUCGUACGGGGGCGAAGAUUCAGUGUUGGACAUAUCCAGGGGCCUGUACUCGGGCGAGGUUGGUGUGCCGCGCCUGUUGAAGCUGUUCAGGAAAUCCGGGGUCAAGACGACAUGGUUCAUCCCCGGACACAGUCUGGAGACGUUCCCGGAGCAGAUGGCCGCCGUCAGAGACGCGGGGCACGAGAUCGGGCUACACAGGUACUCGCAUGAGAACCCUGUCUCGAUGACGCCCGAGCAGCAGAAGGACAUCCUCGAGUACACGUACGACCUCCUGACGGUGUUCAACAACAGCAUCCCGCCAAAGGGGAGUGUCGCGCCGUGGUGGGAGACGAGCGCGGAGGGCACGAUGCUGCUGAUCGACAAGGGGAUCAAAUACGAUCAUUCGCACAUGGCUCACGACUCGCAGGCAUACUACCUGCGUGACCAGGAUACGUGGACGAAGAUCGACUACAUGGCCAAGGCUGAGGCGUGGAUGAAGCCGCUGCAACGAGGGAACAUCACCGGAUUGGUGGAGCUACCUGCUAACUGGUAUUUGGAUGAUCUUCCGCCAAUGAUGUUUAUCAAGGGAAGCACAAACUCACAUGGAUGGGUCAACUGCCGAGACGUCGAGCAACUCUGGAAGGACACCUUCACCUACCUCUACCAGGAGGAAGAGGAUUUCAUCUUCCCUAUCACAAUCCAUCCCGACGUCAGCGGUCGCCCGCAUGUCUUGCUCAUGCUGGAGUGCUUCAUUGAGUGGGUCAACACCCACGAGAAUGUACACAGGAGUGGUCCCAUGGGGACAAGCUUGUGGACACGGUGAGAUUGAGGUUCGCCAAUGCGACAAGACUACAUCAUGAUGCCGUCCAUCAAGUCCAUUCAGAGAUACACAUAGCAAGAAGGAGCGGUCUUAGGUCAUACGUUAGGUGAACAUUGUGCGCAGCCUCGAAUUCGUCCACACCAAGAAACAGCAACCAAUCCCGCCAGCCUACGUACUAAAUUCCACAACAGAAUCUGGAUGCUUCGUUAGCCCUGGCAUACCACAAGAUUUGGCAAUCUCUUACCACCCCAUGCCCUGCUCUCGUUC
This is a messenger RNA of Fomitopsis serialis, 1168 nucleotides long. RefSeq names its product glycoside hydrolase/deacetylase. Gene Ontology annotation, biological process: carbohydrate metabolic process. Gene Ontology annotation, molecular function: hydrolase activity, acting on carbon-nitrogen (but not peptide) bonds. The coding region runs from base 41 to 904 and encodes 287 amino acids. NCBI's taxonomy places the organism in Eukaryota, Fungi, Basidiomycota, Agaricomycetes, Polyporales, Fomitopsidaceae. The transcript is spliced from 11 exons. The record is from RefSeq and is a predicted model, not a curated record.